Lutzomyia longipalpis is the source of this 2163-nucleotide messenger RNA. RefSeq names its product heat shock 70 kDa protein cognate 4-like. The coding region runs from base 130 to 2064 and encodes 644 amino acids. Gene Ontology annotation, molecular function: ATP binding; heat shock protein binding; ATP hydrolysis activity. The transcript has 3 exons. Gene Ontology annotation, biological process: cellular response to unfolded protein; protein refolding; vesicle-mediated transport. Gene Ontology annotation, cellular component: cytosol; plasma membrane; cytoplasm. Lineage: Eukaryota; Metazoa; Arthropoda; Insecta; Diptera; Psychodidae. The record is from RefSeq and is a predicted model, not a curated record.
UUUAAUGUUGGUGGCUCGCUUGAAAAUAUAUUCUCGAGCAUUGAAGUUAUCCCACAAAGAUCUCAAUUAAAGUAAUUCGCCCUAAGAGUUCCAGUUCGGUGUUUUACAUAAUCAUAGCAAGGGUAAACCAUGGCAAAGGCUCCAGCAAUUGGAAUUGAUUUGGGUACAACAUACAGCUGUGUGGGUGUCUUCCAGCAUGGAAAGGUGGAUAUCAUUGCUAAUGAUCAAGGAAAUCGGACAACGCCGUCUUAUGUUGCAUUCACAGACAGUGAGCGCCUCAUUGGCGAUGCUGCGAAAAAUCAAGUGGCAAUGAACCCAAAUAAUACAAUUUUUGAUGCAAAACGCUUGAUUGGACGUCGCUUUGAUGACGCCACCGUGCAAUCUGAUAUGAAACUAUGGCCCUUUACAUUGAUUAAUGACGGAGGAAAGCCAAAAAUUAAGGUGGAGUACAAAGGUGAGAUGAAAACUUUCUUUCCUGAAGAAAUCUCCUCGAUGGUACUGACCAAAAUGAAGGAAACUGCUGAAGCUUAUCUUGGACGAAAUGUAACUGAUGCUGUCAUAACAGUCCCAGCAUACUUUAAUGAUUCCCAACGACAGGCUACGAAGGACUCCGGUGUUAUUGCUGGAUUAAAUGUUUUGAGAAUCAUUAAUGAACCAACUGCAGCAGCUAUUGCCUAUGGGUUGGAUAAGAAAGGAGCUGGAGAGAAGAAUGUCCUAAUCUUUGACUUAGGAGGGGGAACCUUCGACGUAUCUAUCCUCACCAUUGAAGAUGGAAUUUUUGAAGUAAAAUCCACAGCAGGUGAUACACAUCUUGGCGGAGAAGAUUUUGAUAAUCGGAUGGUGAAUCAUUUUGUUCAGGAAUUUCAGCGAAAACACAAAAAGGAUUUAACAUCGAACAAAAGAGCCCUUAGACGUCUACGAACAGCUUGUGAACGGGCUAAACGAACCCUUUCUGCGUCGUCUCAGGCUAACAUUGAGAUUGAUUCUCUAUUUGAAGGAACUGACUUUUAUACAUCCAUCACAAGAGCGAGAUUUGAAGAAUUGAACUCUGAUCUAUUUAGGGGAACAAUGGAACCCGUGUCUAAGGCAUUGAGAGAUGCUAAGAUGGAUAAAGGGCAGAUUAAUGAAAUUGUACUUGUUGGUGGGUCUACGAGGAUUCCGAAGGUACAAAAAUUACUUCAGGAAUUCUUCAAUGGAAAGGAACUCAAUAAGAGUAUUAAUCCCGAUGAAGCUGUUGCGUACGGAGCUGCUGUUCAAGCGGCAAUCCUGCAUGGGGAUAAAUCUGAAGAAGUACAGGAUCUUUUGCUUCUAGACGUUACUCCACUGUCUCUAGGAAUUGAGACAGCUGGAGGUGUAAUGACCGUACUAAUUAAGCGUAACACCACUAUACCCACCAAACAGACUCAAACUUUUACAACGUACUCUGACAAUCAACCAGGUGUCCUGGUUCAAGUUUUUGAGGGUGAGCGUGCUAUGACUAAGGACAACAAUCCUCUAGGGCGCUUUGAGUUGACUGGUAUCCCUCCAGCUCCUCGUGGUGUACCACAGAUUGAAGUUGUUUUCGACAUCGAUGCCAAUUCAAUCUUGCACGUGUCUGCUGUUGAAAAAUCCACUGGAAAAGAAAACAAGAUCACUAUUACCAAUGACAAAGGACGUCUCAGUAAAGAAGAUAUCGAUCGCAUGGUUAAUGAUGCUGAGAAGUAUCGCAAUGAAGAUGAAAAGCAGCGCGAGAAGAUUACAGCUAAAAAUGCUCUGGAGUCAUAUUGUUUCCAUAUGAAGAGCACCAUUGAGGAUCAAAAUGUUAAGGAUAAAAUAAGCGAUUCUGAAAGACAAACAAUACUAGAUAAAUGCAAUGAAACCAUCUCUUGGCUAGACUCCAAUCAAACGGCUGAGAAAGAUGAGUUUGAGUAUAAGCAGAAGGAACUUGAACAGGUUUGCAAUCCUAUUAUUACGAGGCUCUAUCAAGGAGCUGGAGGUCCAGGUGCAGCUCCUAAUAUGCCAGGUGGAGCACCUCCACCGCCACCGCAAUCCGGGACAGGACCAACUAUUGAGGAAGUAGAUUAACUUGGGAAAAACUGAAAGAUCUUUGGAAGAAUAUUUUACAGACAUACGAAUUUUAUUGAAGAAAAUGUAAAUUUGCUUGAAUAGAAUAUUUAAAAAUUA